Molecule: messenger RNA, 1242 nt
Organism: Lizanozyma spartinae
Lineage: Eukaryota; Fungi; Ascomycota; Pichiomycetes; Serinales; Debaryomycetaceae
Gene: PUS4
Product: pseudouridine synthase
Exons: 1
Coding region: 1-1242 (413 amino acids)
Biological process (GO): tRNA modification; mRNA pseudouridine synthesis
Cellular component (GO): mitochondrion
Molecular function (GO): RNA binding; pseudouridine synthase activity
Source: RefSeq, a predicted model, not a curated record
AUGAUAAGGAAAGCCGCAAGAAGAACAAUGGAUGGAAUAUUUGCUGUUAAUAAGCCUUCGGGGGUUUCCUCUAACAAGAUGAUUCUUGAAUUACAGAACAUAUUUAGUAACUCCAAAGUAUUUCAAGAGGACUUAAAAGAAGCCAAGCAAAAGUUGAGAUCUGACUUGAGUAGAGACAAGAAAUGGACUCCUAACAGAAUUGACAAAAAGGUGAAUCAAUUAAAAGUAAAAAUUGGUCAUGGUGGUACUUUAGACCCAUUGGCAUCGGGAGUUUUAGUCAUUGGUGUUGGAAAGGGCACCAAAAAGUUACAAUACUAUUUAUCGGGGUGCAACAAAUCAUAUGAAACGAAAGCAUUGUUAGGAAUUUCGACUACCACUGGUGAUUCUGAAGGUGAAAUUAUAACGAAAAAUCAAAUUUCACAUAUUACUAAAGCUAUGAUUAAAGAAACAGGAGAAAAGUUCGUUGGUGCUUUAACUCAAACACCCCCAAUAUUCUCAGCGCUUAAAAUGAAUGGAAAGCCUUUGUAUGACUAUGCCAGAGAAGGUCUUCCUUUACCGAAGCCAAUCAAGCCUAGAGAAGUGACCGUGGCUUCUAUUGAAGUCCACGAACAAGAUUCACUCCUGAUAGACCAUAUUUUUAAGACACUUGAGAGUCAAUUAGACGAAGAUGGCAAACCCAAAGAACACGCGUUGGCUAAUAACCCAACAUUGAAUGAUUCCCCGUUGUAUUUUUCUAAGGAAUACUUAGAAAAAGCAGAAAGGGAAAGCUUACCAAAGUGUGUUGGUAAGCCCAGACCACUUAGUGACUCCGAGACUUUGCCAGAAGUUUUACCUAUGUUUCAUAUGACUGCAGACGUCUCCUCUGGGACAUAUAUAAGAAGUCUUGUUAGUGAUUUUGGAAGGGCUUUGGAAUCAUCGGCAUAUAUGGUGGAAUUAAUUCGGACAAAGCAAUCUGAAUGGGUCUUAGGAAAGAAUGUUUUUGACAUGAAAGACUUUACAGAACGUGACGAAAAGGUAUGGGGUGGUGUUUUGAAAAAAGUACUUGAUUAUGGGGCUGAUUUGAAUCUUUCUGAGGUUUUUUCUGAGGUUUCUGAGAACCCAAAAUUACAAUUUGAACCUGCUGCAGAUGACAAAGAAAUCAAAGAAAAUUCCAUAUUGCCUGAAAAAGAGGAAGAAGAUGUCUCCGUGCCAUUAGAGGAAUUGUUGACAAGGAAACGCAACAUUGAGGAAGUAGAAAAAUAG